This is a messenger RNA of Aspergillus puulaauensis, 2010 nucleotides long. RefSeq lists its product as uncharacterized. Gene Ontology annotation, molecular function: protein binding. Lineage: Eukaryota; Fungi; Ascomycota; Eurotiomycetes; Eurotiales; Aspergillaceae. The record is from RefSeq and is a predicted model, not a curated record. The transcript is spliced from 2 exons. The coding region runs from base 1 to 2010 and encodes 669 amino acids.
AUGCCCCAAACCCAACUAGGCCACGUCCCCUCUCUAUUCCCGCACAUCAAAGACGAAUGGUGGAAGGACUCGUAUGAUGAGAUCUUCCUCUGGACCGACGGCGACUGCGUCGAGGACCCAGCCCUAACAGACGCCGAAUGCACCACCCUCCUCCAGCUCCCCAAAGUCAGCGCCCUCUUCGCCGCCACAAAUUCUCCCAAUGCCGAUGUCACCACCAACUCUUCCGGCAUAGGCAUACAAGUCCUCGACCUCUGCUGCGGCCAGGGCAGACACACAAACACCCUCGCCGCCCAAUUCCCCUUCGCCACCUUCCACGGUCUCGACCAAAGCACCUACCUCCUCGACCUCGCACGCCAGCGCGCAAAGAACGAGAACGUCGACCGCAACACGCUGUAUACAACCGGCGACGCCCGCGCUAUCCCCGCACCGAACGGGUCCUACGACCUUGUUUUCCUCCUGGGGAAUUCCUUCGGUCAUGGAUCCCACGAUGAUGACCGGAGACUCCUCCGGGAGACGGCGCGCGUGCUUAAACCGGAUGGGGUCUUUGUUAUUGAUUUCGUGGAUGGGGGGUGGAUGCGUGAGAAUGUAUCUGCGGCUGCAUGGGAGUGGUUAAAUAGUGACCGCUUUAUACCAGCGCCGGGGCGACAUGGGGGUAAGAAUAAAGAUGAGGAGGAGAGGAAACUCGUCGCCCUGCGCGAGCGCGAGCUCUCACCGGAUAAGAAGCGCCUUGCGAGUCGGGAGAUUGUGGUUGAUUUGGCGGCGCCGCGCGUGUACCAGGAUCUGUUUUAUGCGGUGCAGCUUUAUGAUGGGGUUGAGAUGGAGGGGAUGUUUGGGGAGGUUGGAUUGCGGAUGUUAGAGGGGAUCGGCAUUACCACGUCUACAUCUGAGGAUGCUUCUGCUGGUGCUCGUGCUGGUGCAGGUGCAGCUGGGGAUCAGGGGAUGAUGGGCCAUAGACAGCUUCUUGUUGCGUGGAAGGACUCUUCGUCUCUGUCUACGUCUCCGCCUGCUGCGUGUGUUGAUCCCCAGGAUGCGGAUACGUAUGUUCAUCCGCAUAUCACACUAGACUACGAAGAGGGCAAGGGACGUCUUCUCCGUGCGACGGCGGCAAUAGAUGCUGACACGGUUGUGAUUGCUGAUGCGCCGUAUGCGAUCGUCCCCACUGUGCCGCCGGAUAGCAACGAAGCCCUAAUCUGCAGUAACCUGCUGUGUCGACGACGGGUGCCGCAGGACGCAGAGGGGGUCCGCUGUGCUGAUAACUGCAUCAACGAUGUUAUCUGGUGUAACAGCCACUGUCGGAAGAUAGACCAGGCACGGCAUGACUUUGAAUGUGCAUGGUUGAAGAAAUACGGGACUCGGCUCCGCCAGGAAGAAGGGGAGGAGGACUUCGCUAUGCUCUGGAUUAUUGCCCGGAUGCUCGCUGGUCGGGAUCUAGAGCUGAGAAUCAAAUCUACUAACCCCGACUCGCAGCAGGACAAGCUUGACCUGCCAUGGAGCAACCGGUUCAAGCGCGGCUGGGAUGCUGGAAUCGACAACCUACUAGGCAACCGUGAACGCUGGCCGCAGGAAAGACUGCAGCACUGGGCGGAUCUUGUCGAACGAUAUCUAAGCGAUGAAGACCAACCAGGCCUGUUGAGCCCAGACGACGUCCUAACUCUCAUCUGCAAAGAAGAAACAAAUACCUUCGGCCUGUAUACCGUCAACACCGGUCCUCCAGAGACCCAGAAAGAACGGGGCGCUUCGUACGGUCUAGCUUGCUAUCCUCGAGCUACAAUUUGUAAUCACUCUUGUCUUCCAAAUCUUAAACACGGCCCUGACGACCGCGGCCGGAUGGUUAUGACCACGACGCGCGAUAUCGCUGCCGGAGAGGAAUGCUUUAUUGCGUACAUUGAUCUGUCGGUGCAUAAGAGUCUCGAGGCGAGGCAGAAGCGGAUUAUGCAUUAUUUUACGUUCUCCUGUGUUUGCGACCGUUGUUUACAAGAGCGAGCCGAGACUGACAUAGACAGAUCUUAG